GUCAUUUGUCUCUGAAGCGAGCUAAAACUCUAAACACUAUAAAAAUGGCCUACUAUUAUCAUAACAUUUCACACUCGGAGGGGCACAAAGAUGGCGGACGCCCAUAUUUGGAUAGGUCGAAAUAGGUCAGUGACGUCACGUGAAAGCCAAGAAUACUGAGUUCAAAGUGAUAACUUAACAUUUUUUACCCACUUCCAAUGAUAAACUACUCAAGUUGUCACUCACGUUUAUUAGCAAGCAUAUCACUAACAGACUAUUAACUGUUUAGUUCGGAUCGUAUUACUUGUCAAACCGCUUCGGAGCAUAGGGAAUUGUCUGAGUUGAGCUAAUAAAGCCCGAGCCGAUCUUAAUACUGUAUUAUCAGAUCAGUGUUCAGUGUUUGUCACUCAGAAUCUCUAAAAGGAAUUUUAUCUCUCUUCGGGUAUUGAUAAAUGGUUUCAAACGGCUUGGUUGUGGUUCACUACGGCAGGGCAAGGCAACAGCAAAGAGGUUCGUGAAUUUUGGGAAUCAAGGUUAGACAUUGUUUUGAAGAAGACACGCUGGGAUAUUGACUUUAUCUUAAACAAACUUUCAACUAUUGGACAAAUUGAAACCGAUGAUUCUAUAGCUGGAAAACCAAUGGAAUAGAUUGAGUAAUCACGGAGUUUAUAGUUGACCAAACUACCUGGUUUUGAGACUGUUAAAUGAGCUGUUAAUGAAAUAUUGAAGGCCCAGACGAUAACAGUAAGUCGACAAACCGCAACUAAAACGAGUAUAAUACCAUCCCCAAGGUCACUUUCAAAACCAAUAGAAUUAACUAUUGUUUAGCAGUGGUAUUUACACAAUGGAAAGUGACUUAGAACAGGAGUACCUCUCAGAAAACGACAAAGACUACGACAUGGCGAACAUCACAGUACCCUUAAAGGCCAUUCCAGCAUACAUCACUAUCCAGUUUGCAUGGUAUUCGUUCAUCUUUACUCUAGGCGUUAUAGGAAACCUCUACAUCACUCUAACUGUGACUUGCCGCAAAGAGAUGACUACCACGACCAAUUAUUUCAUCUUCAACCUCGCUGUUUCUGAUUUAGGGAUUCUUUUAGUGUCACUGCCUUCUCACGUAAUUCGGGAUUUUUUCUCCUGGUCUUUCGGGAAGAUCGCUUGUCAGGUCAUCAUUUCCAUGAACGAGGUAUUCUUUUCGGUGUCAAUUUGUACAAUAACUGUAAUCACAUUAGAAAGAUACCGAGCAAUCGCCUUGCCAUUCAAACCCAAGACAAGUACAAGAGGUGGAAAAGUAACAAUCGCACUGAUUUGGCUUGUGUCGUACUUGGUUAUUGGCUUCCCAAUGACCUUCCAUAUGGAUCUAGAACUCAUUGAUCAGCGACUAAUUUGUCUUCCUAAAUGGCCUUCCAAAGACGUGAACAAGAUACAGACUUGUUUGAUAGUCACUUUGAUCAUCAUUCCCCUAGUCAUAACCGGCUAUGCCUACACAGUGAUGAUAAAAACCCUUCGACAGCAAAGCCAAAGGCUUCAAGAAAGAGCAAAUUGUCACAGAGUGUCUAGAACAUCGCUGAACAGCUCAACAUCGCUAAAACAAGAUCACCGACGACAUCGCUACAACGCCAAGUUAGUUAAGAUGCUCAUUGUCAUCGUUGUGGUUUUCUGGAUUUCCAUGCUUCCUCUUACGCUGCUCGCUCUUGUGGUGGAGUUCUUCCCCGAUGUGAGAGUCGCAAGCAAAGCGAUUGAUGGACUCUACACUAUCUUUGUUGCUUUGUUUUAUUCAAACAGUGCUUUCAAUCCAGUUGCUAUCUAUAUUAUGAGUUCUGAUCUUCGUAAGGGCUUAAACACUAUAUUAUUCUACAAAAAGCGACGCCUUAGCGAAAUCAGGCAUAUGCAUUACGUUGCUCAGAACUAAACUCAUCAUAUGAGAAGUACUUUUUGAUGGUUGUUAUCAACACUUGGAGGAUAAUUCACAAAAACUUAUCGUUUCCAUGUGCUAGAGUCAUUAUACCAGGCUCCAAAAAUAACAUAAYUAUUUUUUUAUUUCGUCUUUUAAGCGAUGUUUAUAAUUCCAGUGCUUAGAGUGUAAAUAUUGACUCAAUGGAGUAUUUCAGACUUUUCCGUAAUGAGGAAUCCGUUUUCAAGAAUACGUAACUGUCGCAUGAUUUUGUCUUUAAAUUCGAUUGCAAAGCCGUCUGAUCGAUCCGGAGAAGACAAUGGCUACAUCUGUAGCUUAUUACCAAAUUCUCUACCGUCUAAGACCUUAAAUACCUUAUGUAUCAUUACUUAUAAAUAAAGAGUUUUUAUCGAU
Actinia tenebrosa (Australian red waratah sea anemone) is the source of this 2284-nucleotide messenger RNA. Its product is annotated as substance-P receptor. Gene Ontology annotation, biological process: G protein-coupled receptor signaling pathway. Gene Ontology annotation, cellular component: plasma membrane. Gene Ontology annotation, molecular function: G protein-coupled receptor activity. The record is from RefSeq and is a predicted model, not a curated record. NCBI's taxonomy places the organism in Eukaryota, Metazoa, Cnidaria, Anthozoa, Actiniaria, Actiniidae.